Mucor mucedo is the source of this 716-nucleotide messenger RNA. RefSeq lists its product as uncharacterized. The coding region runs from base 55 to 477 and encodes 140 amino acids. The record is from RefSeq and is a predicted model, not a curated record. The transcript has 2 exons. Lineage: Eukaryota; Fungi; Mucoromycota; Mucoromycetes; Mucorales; Mucoraceae.
UUUCUCUCUCUCUCUCUCUCUCCUUUUUUUUUUUAUAUAAAAUUCUUGUAAAUUAUGACCUUGUAUACGACAAGGGUAGAAGGACCGAACCCAUUAGCAUUAUCAGAUCCAGCCUCAGUACCUGAAUCAGCCUUGUUUUCGUUUCACCCGCUCGUGUUCUUGUACUUUAUGCUGUCUUUUUAUAUGGUGCCUUAUCCAAUGUACCGAUGGAUUGCCAAAAGGUAUGGAUGGGAGACCAAGAUCAAGACAAUGGCGAGGCAUUGGAGUGAUACGAUGCUUGCCUUUAGUUAUGGUGUCAUUUUAUUUAUAUUUGGAAAUUAUACCAAAGCGUAUAGCUGGAUUACGGUAGUGACUUUUUACCCGUGUUUAUUUGGGUACGCUUUAAUUGCUGAACAACCUUAUGCUAAGACCUCUUUGCCCAAUAUCAAGAGUUGGCCCAAAGGCAUGUGGAUCCUCUUUCUUGUGGCCGUCGGGUAAAAAAAAAAAAAAAAAAAGUCAUUUCUAAUUGAAUAGUUUCUGUUUUUAAUUAAAAUUGAUUUUUUUUUUUUUUUUUUUUUUUUACUCCCUACCAAUAACUAGGAUCAUUCUAGUUUUUGCUGGAAUUCAUAUUUACUUGGCGACACUUUUGGAAUUACCGUUUGUGAUUUAUUAUGUCUGCGCCUUGUUGAUCCCUGCCUUUUUUUUAACAGCUUCGGUCCUAUUGAUCAAGGAAGUCA